This is a messenger RNA of Macroventuria anomochaeta, 1219 nucleotides long. RefSeq names its product tannase-domain-containing protein. Bases 315 to 1094 code for a protein of 259 amino acids. The transcript has 2 exons. The record is from RefSeq and is a predicted model, not a curated record. Lineage: Eukaryota; Fungi; Ascomycota; Dothideomycetes; Pleosporales; Didymellaceae.
AGCUUGAAAUUGGAUCUAUGCAAUGCGGAAGAUCGCGCCGAAUAUGUCCGUGCGGGACGAACAUCGGACGGAAUCAUUGCGCGCAGUAGCGUGAUGCUGUUCGCUCGUUCGUACAGUACUCAACCAGGUAGUGCAAUGUUGAAGCGAUCAACACUAACGCAGACUUCUCGGAGACAAAGCAACCCUGUACACUUCGUACAGCGACUGGCUGGCGGCUGAUACCGACAUCAUGGAGCUCUGGAGGCAGCAGUAGUGAGCCAGAGUACUAUGACUUCGGCUCUGUUACGUUGGAUGAACUGUCCAUCGUCGGGAAGAUGGUCACGGAGAGCUUCUAUGAGAAGGCCCCCACUUACUCUUAUUGGAACGGCUGCUCUCAAGGCAGUCGGCGAGGCAUGAUGCUGGCCCAGCGCUAUCCCAAAGCAUUUGACGGCAUUCUAGCCGGGGCCCCUGUGUUGAACAUGAUCCCUCUUUUUGCAAGCUUGUUCCAUGCCCAAGCUGUCAUGAACACGCUGGGCGAGUAUCCUCACAAUUGCGAAUUCGAGGCAAUCGCGGCAGCAGCAAUUGCCACAUGCGAUUCUCUGGAUGGCGUAGAAGACUGGAUUAUCUCCAUCCUAGAGUUGUGUUCCUUUGACCCAUUCAAACUUGUCGGCCAGCCUGUCAACUGCAGCAACAGCAGCUUCAACUCGAUCCCCGAAGCUGAAGCAAUUGUCGCGAAUGCUACGUGGUACGGUAUCCCGAACUGGCAAGGAGAACGAGUCCAUGCAGGAUACACGCUAGACACACCUUUUGACCUCAACCUCAAUCGCAGACUCGAACUGCCAGAAAACAGGAACUUGCUCUACUACCGCAGCCUGGGCGUUCGGCGCACAGUUUUUUCAGCUUUUCGUCGAGCAGAAGGUAUCCUUCGACACUUCCACAAUUACCGCAGAACGCUUGCCCAAUUACUUGUGCGCCGGUCACCAGCAAUGGGAAUCCUUCAUCGGCACCAACGACACAGACCUCAGGGGCUUCAAGGACGCAGGCGGAAAGUUGCUCAGCUGGCACGGCAUCGCGGACGACCUGAUUCCUUCUGGUGGUUCGACGCAGUACUAUGACCGCAUGGCCGUCCGGGAUGCCGAUGUGGAUCAGUAUUACAGACACCUGAGAUGAAUUUUGGGGCCACAGCAGGCUUUCGUUACAGUGUAUGAGUUAGUGGUAAUGAAGAAGAUGUAGCUAAUCC